GCCAGUCAGCUGCACAGCCCUGUCGGGAGGGAGCGCCGAGCCAGGGGCCCGGCUCCCAGAGACGCCCUGCUGGCGGACUUGGAAUCCACCACCUCCCACAUCUCCAAACGGCCAGUGUUCUUGGCGGAGGAGACCCCCUACUCCUACCCAACUGGAAACCACACCUACCAGGAGAUUGCUGUGCCACCCCCCGUCCCUCCACCACCAUCCAGCGAGGCCCUCAACGGCUCGGUGCUUGACCCCUUAGAUCAGUGGCAGCCUGACGCCUCCCCAUUCACCCACCAGCAGUCCCUGUCACCCGUCUCCGGCUCCAGUGCCAAAGCUCCCUGUGCCUCCACCCCACAGGACGGCGGGGGUGCUCCGCGUCCCCGCGCCGCUGAGGAGGAGCACGUCUACAGCUUCCCCAACAAGCAGAAGUCAGCUGAGCCCUCACCCACUGUGAUGAGCACCUUCCUGGGCAGCAACCUCUCGGAACUCGACCGACUGCUGCUGGAACUGAAUGCCGUGCAGCAGAACCCCCCAGGCUUCCCUGCAGACGAAGCCAACUCUGCUCCCCCGCUGCCUGGGGCUCUGAGCCCCCACUAUGGCACCACAGAGAACAGCAGCCUCCUGGGGAGCAAAGCUGGGCCCCCGACGAAGGAGAAGCCCAAGCGGAAUGGGGGCCGGGGCCUGGAGGACGUGCGGCCCAGCGUGGAGAGCCUGUUGGAUGAGUUGGAGAGCUCCGUGCCCAGCCCUGUCCCCGCCGUCACUGUGACCCAGGGCGAGGUGAGCAGCCCGCAGCGGGUCUCCUCCAGCCAGCAGCACACACGCAUCUCCGCCUCCUCCGCCACCAGGGAGCUGGACGAGCUGAUGGCCUCACUGUCGGAUUUCAAGACCAGCUCCUCUGCGGUGGCCUUAAGCUCCCUGGGGCUGCUGCCCAGCUCAGCACCAAGCCCACACCACGCACCUCCUUCUCCUCCUCCUGUGUUCUUGCCAUCCACUACUGUGUCCUCGUCCGCAGGCCACAGUCACACCCUGGAGGUCCUCUGCAUCAAGGAUGAUGACAAUGGACAGGGCCUCCCAUCUCCUGAGGCCUCCGGCUGGCUUGAUUUGGCCGGCCUAGGGUUGAUGGCUGAAACCCCCCGCUCAAAGGCUCCCUCGGGGGAGGGUUCUCUUGGGCCAUUGGGUACCGAGAGCCGGGCUCAAGUUUGUAGAGACCCACCACACCUCGAGCGUGAGCUCUCCAGGGCUCCCCUCUGCCACACUCUCCCCCCAGCUGGGUGCCCAGAGCCCCAGGAGCCGGGAGGCCCCCAGGGGCCGCCAGCCCACCCUGUGCGCUCAGAGGAGGCCGAGGCUGCCACGUGGGAGCAUCCAUGGAGUUUGGAGGUGUUCAGGCCUGGGACUCCCUGCGGAGCUGCGCCUGGCUUCCAGGAAGUCACCGAGCCAGCUGUCGCGGCCAUCUUCCCAGACACCUGGAGUCUCACGAAGGAGUGUGGACAGUUCCGGAAAGAAAGGGCGAGGCCACAGCCAGGGGGGCCGGAGAGCAGCUGCCCUGGCCCAGUGGAUGAGGAUCACUCAGGUGGAGGGGUGCCCGUGAGGGGCAGUCCGGUAAGGCCAGCCCCCGGCCCCGACACUCCCGGGAGGCCUCCGGGCGCCCCUGAAGCUGCCACCGAGGCCGAGAGGGAACAGCCGAAGCCUCCAGCUGCCACCGCCCCGGACACACCCAGCGCCCCCGAGAGGAUUUCCACCGCCCGCCAGAUCCGUUCUGUGAUCAGGAGGAGCCGGGAGACGGGCCACGCGCACCCCAUGUCCCGGGAGCCCUCCCCCCGCCGCCGCCCGGACCCCGCCGCCCUGAGCAGGACCCCGUCCCAGGAGCGGCUCAUCACAGAGCUGCAGGGGCGGCUGGGCAUCCAGCCAGAGGCGGAGGAGGCCCAGGGGACAGUGGGGGCCUCUGCCGAGGACUGGCUGACCGAGGGCAUCGUCGUCACCGUGCAGCCGCGCGGCAGGCGGGCUGGGGGGCAGCUUGUAGAGAAGCUCCAGGGCCUGGAACAAAGAGCGGCUGGGGAGCUGUGCGGGGCGGCCAGCUGGCCUCUGGACGGCAGGCAGAGCAGUCCCGAAGGGCAGGACGAGGGAGGGUUCAUGAACCAGGGGAGGCCGGGGAGCAGCUCCCCACCUGGGGGACCCCCAAAGCCUGGGAGCCAGCUGGACAGUAUGCUGGGGAGCCUGCAGUCUGACCUGAACAAGCUGGGGGUUGCCACCGUGGCCAAAGGGGUCUGCGGAGCCUGCAAGAAGCCCAUCGCCGGGCAGGUCGUGACCGCCAUGGGCAAGACGUGGCACCCGGAGCACUUCGUGUGCAGCCACUGCCAGGAGGAGAUCGGGUCCCGGAACUUCUUUGAGCGGGACGGGCAGCCCUACUGCGAGAAGGACUAUCACAACCUCUUCUCCCCGCGCUGCUGCUACUGCAACGGGCCCAUCCUGGAUAAAGUGGUGACCGCCCUUGACCGGACGUGGCACCCUGAGCACUUCUUCUGCGCCCAGUGUGGGGCCUUCUUCGGCCCUGAAGGGUUCCACGAGAAGGACGGCAAGGCCUACUGCCGCAAGGACUACUUCGACAUGUUCGCGCCCAAGUGCGGCGGCUGCGCCCGGGCCAUCCUGGAGAACUACAUCUCGGCCCUCAACACCCUCUGGCAUCCCGAGUGCUUCGUGUGCCGGGAGUGCUUCACGCCCUUCGUCAACGGCAGCUUCUUCGAGCACGACGGGCAGCCCUACUGCGAGGUGCACUACCACGAGCGGCGCGGCUCGCUCUGCUCCGGCUGCCAGAAGCCCAUCACGGGCCGCUGCAUCACCGCCAUGGCCAAGAAGUUCCACCCGGAGCACUUCGUCUGUGCCUUCUGCCUCAAGCAGCUCAACAAGGGCACCUUCAAGGAGCAGAACGACAAGCCCUACUGCCAGAACUGCUUCCUCAAGCUCUUCUGCUAGGCCCCGCGCCCCGCCCCAGGCCCUGCGGCUGCUGUGGCCCAGAGGCCGCGCCCAGGGGUGAAGGGGCAGGCCUGACUGAAGCUGGGGCCUGCAUCCUUGUGGUGCGGGGGGCGGGGCCGGCGAGGGGGCCUCCUGCCGCCUCCGCCCCUGCCAGGGCCUGUGUGCAGCUCUGCCCGACUCUCCGCCCUCCUGGAGGCGGGCCCUGAGUGUCCCCGUGAGCCUCCUGCCCAGGCUGCACCCCACACUGGAGCCAUCUCUUACUCAUACCUUGGCAGUGGAGCCCCAGGGGCGGGCAGAGAGGGUCAGACGGGCCGGUUUUCAUCCUCAUGCUCCCUGACCCCCUAGCCCCUGCUGUGAGCACGGAGUGGGGGGCCCUUGUGCCCCCCAGUCAGUGCCAGCAUAAACCCGUCCAUCUGGGGCCCCGGGCGCCACGGCCUGGGCAAGGCUCCUCUUGCCCCCCCGCCCCCGGCCCUCCCAGCCCCCAGUUCUACCGAGAAAGCCUCUCCAGCAAUAAUGUUUUGUGGUCACUUCCUCUGUCUUGGGGGGAUGGCGUGAGGUGGGGGUUCAUCCCGUGCCUGGACACUGUACCAACUUUGAUAGAUUUCUACACUGAGGUUUGAAUUCAUAUUGUCUGAGUUGCUUUUACUUCUCUCUACAGUGAUUUUGAAGAGAUUUUAAAGAUGUCCCUUUUUGUACUCUCCUCCUGUCCGCCGUCAGCGGGCCUGCUGGUGACUGCGGCCAUGGCCUGGCGUUUGCCUUGUACUGAGGGCUUGGGGCAGGGAAGCAAUUUGUAUUGUAUUUUUUCUUAGCACAAGCAGGUGAACUGGGAGCAGCUCUGUGACUCCCCUCCUUACUCCACUGCUCGCCAGGACUGUUUGUAAACUGCUGUAUGUCGGAAACCCUUCCUUACUCCCCGGGCCAGCAAGCUCCUGCGGGCGGUUGGCCUAAGGGUGUUUUGCCCUCCUGGGUUUAGGAUCGCAGACCUCAUCCACUGUGUUCCUGAGGGAGGAGAAGGGGAGAGGACACCCCGGGGGUGCUGUUUCCUGCCCAGGAAGCCUUUAGGAGCACCCCUUUCCUUUGUGAACUUUUUGGCGACAGAGACAACCCACCGAACAUUCUCAGCCUCCCCACUGCUUCUCUGGGGCUCUUUCUUCUGCUGUCUCAGGAAAGCUGGUGUCUGAUUUUGAUGGUUGGUUUUGCUGAUUCCGCCGGGCACAUCACUUCCCCAGACUUCCUGCCCUCCCAGGAGGCUGGGUACAGGUCUUUUCCCUUUUGUAGCUGAGGCUGACUUCCCAGAGGCCUGGGGAGAGGGGCCUAAGGUCUCCCAAGGGGAACUGAUAGGAUUUGGGGCAGAGGGAUGUGAUCCUGAAGAAGCAACAGGAAGCCCCCAGAACUCUCGACCCCGGGGAUGAAUAGGAGCAGGCAGGCCCGGGGGCUCUUGCUGGCAGAAAGGCUGACCCCAUGGGGUAGAAGCUAGAAGGAGCCAGGUCACUCAGCUGGCCGCAUAGUCUGCACUGGGGUCUCAGAAGAGGGCCCCUGGCUGGGAGCAGCCCAGGUCUGGGCAGGUCAGCCAGGCCCCUCUGAAGGUCUGCUGUCUCCGUCCACUUCUACCCAUAGGCCUUACUGCUCUGUUUACAGUGACCUGCCCCAGGCUCCUGAGAGGGACUGGAGUCCCUGGGGUCUACUCUCUGGGUCAAUGAUAAUUUGAUGAUUUGAUUUUAAUUUUUCUCCAUAAACUUCUAACCUGGCUUUCCCCCCUUUCGAUUUCUGUGAUUUUUGCCAAUAAAGUUUGACAUUA
Condylura cristata (star-nosed mole) is the source of this 4756-nucleotide messenger RNA. RefSeq names its product paxillin (gene PXN). Bases 442 to 2958 code for a protein of 838 amino acids. Lineage: Eukaryota; Metazoa; Chordata; Mammalia; Eulipotyphla; Talpidae. Gene Ontology annotation, biological process: transforming growth factor beta receptor signaling pathway; substrate adhesion-dependent cell spreading; endothelial cell migration. The record is from RefSeq and is a predicted model, not a curated record. The transcript has 14 exons.